AUGAUGAUGUGGCAUCCGACAUUCUUUUUUCUGCUGCCCUCUUUCAGCUUCCAUGCAACAGCCGAUCAAUUUCCGGAGGACGAAAUAAUGUUACCUGAUAAAAUUGUGAAGAUAUUUAUAGAUUCUGUUCACCUUUUCUCUGCUGUCAGUUGCAUCUCGGAAUUAGAUCGAAAAUUGACUUCUGUUUAUGUUGGCAUAAGAAGCUAUGAGUACGUGGAGGAUAACAAAUUUUAUGGUGAACUUUUAUUACUUACAGAAAUAACUUGCAAAGAACUGAAUGGAAAUAUUUCUGAAACACCAUUAAAUGUGCUUGAAAUGCCUGCUUAG
Molecule: messenger RNA, 327 nt
Organism: Clunio marinus
Lineage: Eukaryota; Metazoa; Arthropoda; Insecta; Diptera; Chironomidae
Source: the annotation of a GenBank genome assembly